AAGCUAUCUUGUCUGACGUGACGUCCGCCACGACGCGCAAUCAUACGAUUUAACGUCACGCGUCACGUGGCUGUGACACAUAGCCACACACCUGCAUAACCCCACGAGAAAAUCAAUAAAAAUGUGUGAAAAUUGAAUGUGAUUGUUGUAAAUAAAGGAUGCGAGAAUAUGUCCGUUAUGUUUGUAUAAUUCGCGAUGAGUUGUGAAGGUGACGUUUGCGCCACGUUUAACUUUAUUGGCGACGGCGAGGGCGACCACGUUCAGCCAGUUCAUUUCGCCUUCCGAGUCCUGACGUAGUGAGCUUUUGCAGAAGAAUCGGGGCUCUAUAUUUUUGUAUUUAUGUUCCUCGCAGUAUGUUAGAUUUUCAUACAUCAGGUGGGACCGAAACUAAUCCGUCAGUAAUCAUGUCACGGAAGCGUACCAGAAGCCGGUCCGAGGACAACAUCUACGAAAGCCGUACGAAAAUGCAGCCCAUUAUGUCUGUCUAUCAACAAGCGCCGUUCAGCGACGAACCGGAGGCGAUUAAGUUGCUAAACGCCUGCAACUACAAACUUAAAAUAACAAAAGAGAUCGCGGUGAGCGGCAGAGCUCCGCGCGCUGUACGCAUCUAUGCGGACGGCGCCUACGAUCUAUUUCACGAGGGCCACGCCAAACAACUGCAGCAGGCCAAGAAUCUGUGCCCAAAUGCGUACUUGAUAGUCGGAGUUUGCAGCGAUGACAUGCUACACAAGCUGAAAGGGCUAACCGUUCUCAACGAAAAUGAAAGGUACGAAGCGGUGCGCCACUGUCGAUACGUCGACGAGGUCGUCAGAGACGCCCCCUGGGUGGUCACGGACGACUUCUUAGAGGCGCACAAGAUCGAUUUCGUCGCGCACGACGAUUUGCCGUACGCGUGCGGCGACACCUCCGACAUCUACGCGACCUUAAAGGCGAAAGGCAUGUUUCUGGCGACGAACCGAACUGAAGGCGUUUCCACGUCGGAGAUCGUCGCGCGUAUAGUUCGCGAUUACGACGAGUACGCGCGGCGCAAUCUCGAGCGCGGUUACUCGGCGAAGGAUUUAAAUAUCUCCUACCUGAAGGAGAAGCGAAUUCGAUUCAAACGAAAAAUGCACGAACUGAGAGACAAGGGGAAGAACGUCAUCGGCAGCAUCGGCGAGAGGACGGACGAUAUGAUCUCGAAAUGGGAAGAAAAAUCCAAGGAUUUCGUCGAAAGCUUCCUCGGGCGGUUCGGCAAAGAGAAAUUGACGAAUAUUUGGAAGGAGUCGAAGAAUAAAAUUUUAAACGCAUUCAGUCCGCCCGGAUCGCCGGGGAAUAGCACGGAUAGUUCUGUUAAUGGCGAUAUUUCAGAAGAUGAAGAGUAUAAAGUUGCUCCGAAGGCGAAACGAGCACGAAUUUAUUCUUAACUACAUUUAAUUAUGCGUUGUUAAUGAACGUUAAUAAAUAGCGCUGAAGGUUAGGGUUUCAGUUCCAUACUUCUUAAUUGGAGAAUUUAUCAGGCGUCUGGCAGUGUUGCCAUAUUUAUGAGAAUUUAGCGUACUGAAUAAAGUCUAAAGAUGUGAGGGA
Photinus pyralis (common eastern firefly) is the source of this 1563-nucleotide messenger RNA. RefSeq names its product choline-phosphate cytidylyltransferase B-like. The transcript has 4 exons. Gene Ontology annotation, biological process: CDP-choline pathway. Lineage: Eukaryota; Metazoa; Arthropoda; Insecta; Coleoptera; Lampyridae. Bases 354 to 1403 code for a protein of 349 amino acids. Gene Ontology annotation, molecular function: phosphatidylcholine binding; choline-phosphate cytidylyltransferase activity. The record is from RefSeq and is a predicted model, not a curated record.